GGGAUUCAGGUUUUACAUUUUCACAUUUGUUUAAACACUUCAAUAAAAAACAGCAACUAAAAUAAUAACAAGCGAUAAUAAUGAAAAAAUAUGUGAUGUUUUAUUAGAAGUAUUGUUUGUAUUCUUGGAAAUAUUCAUAUUUAAAUUAUGUUAUGUGGCACUGAAAGGUACUAAAAUUUAAAGAAACUUCUAUGGAAAACAAAAAGGAGUUUAAAUUGUCGUGUUCUAGUCAGGUGCGUUUUCCACACAGACAAAAAUUAUCUAGCAUUGAAAGGAUGUAUUUUGAAAAUAAUGCACAUCAUUGUGUAAGGCCAUGUUCUGAUGUAAACAAUAAAACUGAAUUUAAAAGAUUUAAUAGAUUCAAGAAUGAAGAUGAGAGAUCUAGAUAUUCUGCCCCCUCUCCUUCUGAAGAUUAUAAUAGAGGGAAGAGAGAUCUGAAAGAUCGCAGGCCAUUGAGAACAAGUAAACCAGUGCACAGUUCUAGAAUUGAUAUCCUAUAUGAAGACUCCUUUUCAGAUGCUGAUUAUAAUUUUGAGCAUGAUGAGAAAUAUGUGGAUUCUGCAUAUUCACAUUUUGAAGAUUCUGCCAAGCAGAACUCUGCCUUAAGAGACAGACAGUCAUUGCAAACUAGAAAUUCGAAUCAGAGUUAUAAAAGUGAAAUUUAUGACAGAGAGUCGUUCUCUGAUGUGGAUUGCAAAUUUGAAGACUCCGACGAGGAAACCUAUGGUAAAAAUUCAAGAUCUCGUAAUUUUGAAAUUUCUGAUAGAGAAAGACUGGGUUUGAGAGUUAAUGAACCACUGCAAUCCAGACAGUCAAAUUAUAACCAGGAAAGUGAUCUGCAGGAAGAAGACAUUGAUUAUAGGUUACAAGGAUUCAGCUCAGAUGAUGAUAAAAAUAAGGUUCAGACUAGGCUUAACCCUACAGGAAAUUCAUCUGUUCACAAAGGAGAGUUUACAAGGUUAACUUCAGGUAACUCUGAGUUCAAUUAUGAGAAGUUACAUUCUGUCAAAAUCAAAAAUAGUUGCAAAGAUUCAGAAUAUUCAAAAUCCAGCAUUUCUAGUCACAGAUCCUCACAGAAAUACAAAACUGAAGCACAAACAAAAAUGCACCAUGAUACUAGAGAAAAUGCUGUGAGAACAAAACAAACACCAAGAAACAGACAAAUAGUUCAGGAAUAUGAAGUAACCUUUAAUGAGGGAAAUACUCAAAGUUCAAGACACAAAAGUUUUAAUAAUCGAGUUUUUCCCUUCUCUACAGGAAAUGAAAAUGAUUAUGAAGGUGAUGCAAAUGUUUUGUGCUAUAAGCAAAGGCACUGGGCUGACCAUUCUGAAAUAACUUUAGUUAAGAAACCUCAAAAACAAUUUGUAGAUAAAGACAUGGAAUAUGCUCAUUCUAUGCAUUUUACAAAUGAAGCUGAAGCUGUCCAAUCUGCUAAAGGUAAAAACAUUAGAAAAAGAAUGAGACAUGAUACAAUUUAUGACAACUAUACUUUUGAUGAACACUUUCAAGCAGCUGAUGGUUGUGUAGAACACAAUGGGAGAACUUUGUCAAUGGCUGAUGCUCGUAAAAUUGCUGUAUUGUUACAUGGGCAGUCACAUGCAGAAACAAAUUUAAUUGAUUCAGGUUUAAGAGCUGCCUCAGGAGCUAAAGUCUUUUAUGUUGGAGGUGUGAGAAGAUGUUGGUCUAAAAGUUGUUGGAGCAAAUCCAAUCAUUCUCAUGCUUCAGUCAAUCAUGAGUUUCUAACAAAUAGGGAUGCUAUUUAUGAAAAACUGGGUACUACUACUACAGGUGCUGAUUCAUUUAAGCGAAAGAUAUGUUUUCCUGUGCUGACAUUUUUUAAAAGUCUUUUUCAUAAUUUAACUAUAUGGGGAACAACACUGAAGCGUAUUGAAGGUCAGUUUGGAACUGGAAUUGUGUCCUAUUUCAUUUUCCUUCGAUGGCUGAUAUUUUUAAAUAGCUUAACAUUUCUUUUCUAUCUCUUCCUUAUAAUUUUUCCUCAUGUUGCAUUUUCUAUUAUACCUCAUGGUGAACCAUCUAUAACAAAAAAUCAAACCAUAUUCACUGAAGAAUUUCUGAAUCAUUUCCCAGUUGAAGAAGAUCUCACACAAAAAUCUUCAACAAAAAAGUAUCAAGUGCCAAAGUUUCUAAACCUCUCUGAUGCAAUGAUAGAUCAAGAUAUUCUAAGUUAUGCUGGUACUUUACUUGAUCAUUACAUACCUGAUGAGAUUUUGGAUCUCACUCUAUAUUAUGAUAGAAGAAAUCGCACCCUUGAAGAACGUCAUAAUAUUUCAGAAUAUUGCAGAUGGCGCUAUGUAAACGACUUACAAAAUACCAGUUUGCAUACCUCUAACAAAUUUGAAGACGUUUUGCAAGGAACGGGGGUACUUGAAACCACUCUCUUGUUCCUUGGUUCUUAUCCACCUAAAGAAGUUGCAUUCUUGGGUUAUGUUUACAGCAUGCCACUUGCCUUCCUUUCAGUACUUAUAAUAUCUUUUAUUUUGAGCAUAAUCAUGAUGGUGCAAUAUUCAUCCCAUGGCAUUGAAGAAACUAUGUUGCUAAGAAAGAGCAAUUAUUUACUUUAUUCUAACAUCAUGUUUUGUUCCUGGGAUUAUUGCAUUGAAGAUAAGAAAAGUGCUAGAGUUAGACAUAAAAGCAUUGCAAAUGAAAUAAAGAAUAAUCUUGCUGAAGAACGUAGAAAGCUAGAAAUCAAAGAAUGGUCUAAUGCCAAAAAGACAAGAGUAUUAAUUUUGCGAAUUUUUGUAAAUCUUUUUGUAGUGCUAACUUUACUUGGUUGUUAUUACCUUAUAUACGAAGUUGUUCAUUACCAGCUAAAGGAACUACAGUUACAUCGUAUAAAGAACAUUGGUACAAACACACUGUUUGUGCAAUAUCUUUCCCCACUAGUCAUUACUGGCCUCAAUUUGGUUGUUCCUAUUAUUUUUCUCAGUAUAGUUAAGCUUGAGAUGUAUAAUACUCAAACCCAGAUAAAUAUGGCCCUUUUCAGGAUAGUAUUUUUGAGGCUUUCAUCUGUAUUUGUUCUGGUUAGCACUCUCCAUCAGCAACUGACAUGUCAACCUAGAGAUAUGUGUAAUGCUGGGAUUAGUGCUGCUUGCCGUACCCCUCUUUGCUGGGAAACAUACGUGGGGCAACAGAUUUACAAAUUAGUCAUCACAGAUUUCUUUGUUUACAUCCUAAUUUUUAUAUGUUAUGAUAUACCUCGAGAUUUUAUUGUUCGGAGUUGCAAAAAUAAAGUUACUGAAUUGGUUGGACGUCAAGUUUUUGAUCUACCUAAUCAAGUGCUCUCAUUAGUGUAUUCUCAAACACUAUGUUGGCUUGGAAUUUUUUAUUCCCCUAUGCUACCAGCAGUAACAGUGAUAAAAUUUAUAAUUCUUUUUUAUAUAAAAAAGCGCUUAGUUCUACAUUUUUCUAUACCUCCUCCUGUGCCUUACAAAGCAUCACGCACAAAUGCCAUAUUUAUGAUAAUUCUGUUGCUGUCAUUCUUUGCUGUUUUAAUAAUCCAUGGAUAUUCUGUAUCUAGCAUUGACCCAUCACCAGGAUGCAGUCCUUUCCGCUAUGAGGAUGUUAUGAUUAAUGCUAUUCCAGAUGCUGUGUUUAGCCAGUCUCCAAAAUUGAUAGAAUUCAUAAAUUUUAUUUUCAGUGCCUUCUUUUUCUUUCCAGCAUACAUAUUUUUAGGCAUAGCAAUGUAUUACUAUUGGACGAUAUCAGUAACCCACAGAAAAAUGGUCAAGGUUCUGAGAGCACAAAUAGCCUUAGAAGGAAAAGAUAAGCAGUUUCUUCUAAAUCGAAUAACAGAGGCUGUUAAAGAAUUUAAAUUUAAUCAAAACUCUAAUUGAAUUGAGUAAUUAAAAGAUGUUAAAUCAUAAUCAGCAAUUUUAAUUUUUAUAGCCUGUUGAUGUACUUGAUAUUGUGACUUAAAUUAUUAAAAACAAGUGCAUUUAUGUUUUUUAUGAUGUAUUUGUAAACAUGAUCAUAACUUUUUAAUAGUCGUAACUUUAUAUGUAUAUACAUAAAUAUACAAUAAAAGUGAAAAAUUAAAAAA
Messenger RNA from Stegodyphus dumicola, 4060 nucleotides. RefSeq names its product transmembrane channel-like protein 7. The record is from RefSeq and is a predicted model, not a curated record. Gene Ontology annotation, molecular function: mechanosensitive monoatomic ion channel activity. Gene Ontology annotation, cellular component: plasma membrane. Lineage: Eukaryota; Metazoa; Arthropoda; Arachnida; Araneae; Eresidae.